Drosophila albomicans is the source of this 743-nucleotide messenger RNA. RefSeq names its product zinc finger matrin-type protein 2. The record is from RefSeq and is a predicted model, not a curated record. The coding region runs from base 103 to 699 and encodes 198 amino acids. Gene Ontology annotation, cellular component: U4/U6 x U5 tri-snRNP complex; spliceosomal complex. Gene Ontology annotation, biological process: mRNA splicing, via spliceosome. Gene Ontology annotation, molecular function: nucleic acid binding; zinc ion binding. NCBI's taxonomy places the organism in Eukaryota, Metazoa, Arthropoda, Insecta, Diptera, Drosophilidae. The transcript has 2 exons.
AUAUUGGACUUUACAACAUUUUAUAUAUCGCAUUAGUAAUAAACGAAAUUAUUUUGCAUUUUUUGGAAUACAUAUAAGAGCAAUAAAUUCACUGAAAUCAAUAUGACGAUGCGACCCGAUGACCACCGCAGAAAAUGGGACAAGAACGAGUAUCAAAAGUUGGCUCAGGAGCGCCUGCUCAAUCAAACGGCGCCCAAGGAAGAAGAGCCUGUGCAGCGAGAGAAUCUCAAACGACGUGACUACAAGGUUGACCUCGAUAGCAAAUUGGGCAAAAGUGUUGUGAUCAACAAAAACACACCUACCUCACAAUCUGGCGGCUACUAUUGCAAUGUUUGCGAUUGUGUCGUCAAGGAUUCGAUCAAUUUUCUGGAUCACAUCAAUGGCAAGAAGCAUCAACGGAAUCUGGGCAUGUCCAUGAAAGUGGAGCGCAGCACCGUUGAUCAGGUCAAGGAGCGCUUUCAACAGAACAAAAAGAAAAUGGAGGAGAAGCAAAAAGACUACGAACUGGACAAGAGAUUACGCGAGGCCAAGGAGGAGGAGGAUCGCUACAAGGAGCACAGAAAAGAGAAGCGAAAAGAGCGCAAACGCAAAGCCGAGGAGAAUGGGAGCGGUGGCAAUGACUUCGCCAAUGGACUGCCUGAUGACAUGGCUGCUAUCAUGGGUUUCUCUGGCUUUGGCGGCUCGAAGAAGAACUCAUAGGCCUUACAUUGUUCGCUAGUUGUAAUCGUAAAAAAAUACAAAAU